This is a messenger RNA of Thamnophis elegans (Western terrestrial garter snake), 1209 nucleotides long. RefSeq names its product opsin 3 (gene OPN3). The record is from RefSeq and is a predicted model, not a curated record. The transcript is spliced from 4 exons. Bases 1 to 1209 code for a protein of 402 amino acids. Gene Ontology annotation, cellular component: photoreceptor outer segment; membrane. Gene Ontology annotation, molecular function: G protein-coupled receptor activity. Gene Ontology annotation, biological process: G protein-coupled receptor signaling pathway; visual perception. Lineage: Eukaryota; Metazoa; Chordata; Lepidosauria; Squamata; Natricidae.
AUGUACUCCGGGAACAGCAGCCGCGGCAGCCGCCUGCAGCCCACGCCGGGGGAGCAGGACUUGGAGCGGCGACGGCCGCAGGCGGCGGGGGACUCGGGGACGCCGUUCAGCGCCAGCACCUACCACCUGUUAGCCUUCCUUAUCGCCGCUAUCGGUUUCGUGGGCUUGUGCAACAACUUGCUGGUCCUGGUGCUUUAUACCAAGUUCAAGCGGCUCCGCACGCCCACCAACCUCUUCCUGGUGAACAUCAGCCUCAGCGACCUGCUGGUGUCGUUUUUCGGCGUCAGCUUCACUUUCCUCUCCUGCCUCAGAAAUCGGUGGGCCUGGGACGAAGCCGGCUGCAUGUGGGACGGCUUCAGCAACAGCCUCUUCGGAAUUGUUUCGCUUAUGACUCUCACUGUCUUGGCCUAUGAGCGGUACAUUAGAGUAGUGCAUGCAAGAGUGAUUGAUUUCUCGUGGUCUUGGAGGGCAAUCACAUAUAUCUGGCUUUAUUCCUUAGCCUGGACAGGAGCACCUCUUCUUGGCUGGAACCACUACACCUUGGAACUUCAUGGAUUAGGUUGUUCAGUGGACUGGAGUUCAAGAGAACCCAGUGAUACUUCCUUUGUCCUCUUUUUCUUUUUUGGUUGUCUAGUGAUACCACUUGGAAUCGUGGUCUACUGCUAUGGGCAUAUUCUUCACGCAGUACGAAUGUUUCAUUGUGUGGAAGACUUGCAAACUGUCCAUGUGAUCAAAAUCUUAAAAUAUGAGAAAAAAGUGGCUAAAAUGUGUUUUAUAAUGAUAACCACGUUUCUUAUUUGCUGGAUGCCGUAUGCUGUGGUUUCACUUUUAAUAGCCUAUGGUUAUGCUCACCUUAUAACUCCAACAGUGGCUAUUAUCCCGUCUUUCUUUGCCAAAUCAAACACUGCCUACAACCCAGUUAUCUUUAUUUUCAUGAAUAGAAAGUUUCGACAGUGUCUUACGCAGCUUCUCUGUGUUCACCUCUUGAGGUUUCAGAGGAUUUUGAAAGAAAAGCCAGCAAUCAGGAAUGAAAAGCCAGUAAGGCCCAUUGUUGUGUCACAGAAGGUGAGGGACAGGCCCAAGAAGAAAGUGACAUUCAGCUCUUCCUCAGUCAUUUUCAUUAUCACCAAUGAUGAAACGCAACAGAUAGAUGACAGUUCCAAAGACAUAGGCACAAAAGGAAACAUGAUCCAAGUGAAGCCUUUAUAG